Molecule: messenger RNA, 405 nt
Organism: Podarcis lilfordi (Lilford's wall lizard)
Lineage: Eukaryota; Metazoa; Chordata; Lepidosauria; Squamata; Lacertidae
Source: the annotation of a GenBank genome assembly
AUGUGUGCAGGAAUGCAGCCUUCAGGCAUCCUGAGGGGAAAUUUAAAAGUAACGCGGAAAACUAUGGAUGCCGCUCCUGGUGUAUUUUUGUACGCUGCGACAUUUUUCAACAACCCCGUGGAACGCCUGCCGCAGCCCUCAGAAGUGCGACGCCGCACUAAGACGGCGAGGCGCCGCCUUUCCCAAUUCAGGUGCGACAACAGGGCUGCCGGCGAACAAGCGAGCAAGCGCCUCCCGCGGAAAAGCCGAGAGGCCGAGAAAGGCAGCGAGCGGGAAAAACGCCUCUCCUCGCGCUCUCCCCUCCCGCCCACUCCCUUUUCUUCGUCCCUCCCCUCGGCUCACGCUAGGAGAAUGAACGUAGGAGAUUCCGGUAGGCGGACUCCUCCCCCCUUUCCACGGUGCUGA